AUACAACCAGCGACAAUAGCUCUGUAACUGACAAUGUCAAUCUAUUGUCAACAUCAAAUGAAUUUUCCCGCAUUAUUUAGAAAAUAAAUGAAAACCUCGUACUUCAAUAUAUAACUAAAGUAAUGUCUAAAGCCGGGCACCUAACCAAUACAGUUCGCGCAGCAAAAAAGAGGCCCUUUAGAGUCUCAAUAGAAGGUAAUAUUGGAUCUGGAAAAUCAACAUGCAUUAAAUACUUUGAUAGAUUUCGCAACGUUGAAAAGCAUGGGGAACCAAUUCAAGAAUGGCGCAACGUAAAUGGACACAACUUGCUAGGUUUAAUGUAUAGUGAUAUGAAUAAAUGGAUUUUCGCGUUCCAACAUUACGUACAUCUAAGUAGACUGAGGAUCCAAGCAAGUCCACCUUCACACCCUGGCAUCACCGUCAAGAUGUUUGAAAGAUCAGUACAAAACAGUAGAUAUUGCUUUGUAGAGAAUGCAAAAAAACAGAAUUUCCUCCAGGAGCCAGAAUAUCAAGUAUUACUUCAAUGGUUUGAUUACACCGAGAAGUCUUUAGACAUCAGCUUAGAUCUUAUAGUAUAUCUCAAGACUACACCACAAAUAGUGUGGGACAGAAUGAUGAAGCGCGGCAGAUCUGAGGAGUCUGAAGUGCCUUUGGAAUAUUUGCAACAGGUUCACGACUCAUACGAAAAUUGGAUAAACUCGCCUGAUAUUGGCUGCGAAGUGCUAACUAUUGACGCUGACAGAGAUUUAGAUUGUGUUAAAAAAGAUUUGGAGAGAUAUGCAUAUAAAAUCCUCGGAGGCAAUCAUACUAAUUGAUAAAAAAUAAUUAAUUUCAAAUCAAUAUCACAGUAUUAGGUUCUUAAUGUUGUUAUUUCUAUUUGUUAAGGAUGUCUUAAAGUUUCUAACAAAUUACUAUCUUAAUUACAAACACAAUCAUUAAGAUUUUCAAUUGUUACUAUAUUUUAGGAUGACUUAAAGACCUCAAUAUACUUAGUUUAAGAGAAUAUUAAUCUAUUUGUAUUGAUAAAACUCAUAAUAUUGUUAUUAAAUGUGUUAAAAUCAAUUAUAAUUUUUACAUAUUAAAAUGCAUCUUUUAAA
Messenger RNA from Papilio polytes (common Mormon), 1097 nucleotides. RefSeq names its product deoxynucleoside kinase-like. The record is from RefSeq and is a predicted model, not a curated record. Gene Ontology annotation, molecular function: ATP binding; deoxynucleoside kinase activity. The transcript has 6 exons. Lineage: Eukaryota; Metazoa; Arthropoda; Insecta; Lepidoptera; Papilionidae. The coding region runs from base 123 to 815 and encodes 230 amino acids. Gene Ontology annotation, biological process: nucleobase-containing compound metabolic process. Gene Ontology annotation, cellular component: mitochondrion; cytoplasm.